This is a messenger RNA of Sorghum bicolor (sorghum), 1731 nucleotides long. RefSeq lists its product as uncharacterized. NCBI's taxonomy places the organism in Eukaryota, Viridiplantae, Streptophyta, Magnoliopsida, Poales, Poaceae. The record is from RefSeq and is a predicted model, not a curated record. Bases 322 to 1341 code for a protein of 339 amino acids. The transcript has 9 exons. Gene Ontology annotation, molecular function: RNA-DNA hybrid ribonuclease activity; nucleic acid binding.
CAUCCUUUCGUUGCGCCUCCCCUCCGCCUCCGUCGCGCGGGUGUGCCUCCGCAACCGCCGCUCGGGUGCCCGCAGCCCCGCCGCCUGCUCCGCACUUCGUCUCGGGCCUCCACUUCGUACUCCGCGUCUCCGGCCGUGCUGCGCCAGCAAACGGCAGGGGUAUCUGUGCUUUAUUUCGUAAUGGUGAAUCUUUAUUAGUUCUUCUUCAUCACCUGGUCCAUGUUUUCUUAACGCCAAAUCCCAAUGCUCAAGAAUCCUAGGUCAGCCAUUGCUUGCUGAUAAGCCCCAGCCCCACUUCACCCUGUCCUCCUGUGGUAUGCCAUGGUGUUUUGGAGUUGCUCUUCUUGUCUCCGUGGAUUCAUUCCCAGAGCGGCAUGGAUGAGGCACUACACACUCUUGUCCCCCAGGCCUACUGCAUCGCUUCCUAUCCACCACUUCUCCUCCUCCGCUCGACGGUCCACCAAGAAAUCUGCCGUAAAGGCGCCAAUGCACUCUUCCAUUCUUGCCGCAAAGGCGCCAAUGGAGAAAUCUGCCGCAAAGGUGCCAAUGUACUCUUCCAGAGAGCCCUUCUAUGUCAUCCGCAAAGGGGAUGUCAUUGGCAUCUGUAAGACCCUCAGUGAUUGCCAAGCCCAAGUCAGCAAUUCGGUAUGCGACCCUCCAGUCACGGUCUACAAAGGCUAUUCUCUGCGUAAAGAAACUGAGGAAUAUCUUGCUGCGCGUGGGUUAAGGAACGCUGUCUAUUCCAUUGAUGCAGCGGAUGCAAGGGACGAAUUGUUUGGUGAUCUGGUUCCCUGCCCUUUUCAGCAACCUGAUGAAGCCAAACAAUCUACUUUGAAAAUGUCACAGGGGAUGGAAACAAGACUGUCAGAGCAUCCAAAAGCUGCUGAUCUGGAAACAUUACCUGAUAGUGAGCUCUCUUGUAUUCUUGAAUUUGACGGUGCUUGUAAAGGAAAUCCUGGGAAAUCAGGUGCUGGAGUCAUAAUUCGCCGGUUAGAUGGAUCUGUGAUUGCUCUACUACGUGAGGGUUUGGGUAUUAUGACCAACAACGCUGCUGAAUAUCGUGCAUUGAUCCUGGGGCUAAAUUAUGCUUCCAAGAAGGGAUUCAAGUAUAUUCGUUGUCAAGGUGAUUCUAAGCUUGUCUGUAACCAGGUUCGAGGUGACUGGCGUGCUAGGAGUGAUAAUAUGGCUGUCUUGUGCGAUAUAGCCAAGGAACUAAAGGAAACGUUUCUUACAUUUCAAAUCAACCAUGUUUUGAGGGAAUUCAACUCGGAUGCUGACGUUCAAGCUAACUUUGGAGCCCAACUUGCUGUUGAUGAAGUUCAAGAGCUGUCCGUUUGUUGAGUUGCCAUUGGCAGAGAAAACAAGACUUGGGACUUGAGGGUAUAGACUAUUAAUACUAAUUGACCCAUGUGAUUACAUCACAGGGUGCAGUUGAUAUUAGAUAUUCACAUCUGUGUAGUGACACGUUCGGCAGAACAUCUGUGCAGUGCCAAUCCACUGUAUUUUGGAAGUCAGGGCAGAAGUUGAAGUGUUGCUGGGAAAUUUUCUUCUCUUGUGCCCUGCCCUGCCUUGCCCUUUCGUUUUCUUUAUUACAUGCCGUAUUAUGGUUGUCCUAAGUCAAACAUUCUUAACUUUAGCCACCAUUUUCAAAAACUUCAUGAAGUUUUACAACAUGUGAACUAUAUAUUAUGAAAAAUAUUUAUUGUAAGGAGUAAAAAUAUAGUAUGCGUA